Molecule: messenger RNA, 615 nt
Organism: Peromyscus eremicus (cactus mouse)
Lineage: Eukaryota; Metazoa; Chordata; Mammalia; Rodentia; Cricetidae
Product: keratin-associated protein 9-3-like
Exons: 1
Cellular component (GO): keratin filament
Source: RefSeq, a predicted model, not a curated record
AUGACCAACUCCUGCUGCCCCUCUUGCUGCCAGCCUACCUGCUGCAGGACCACCUGCUGUACGCCAACGUGUGUUACCAACUGCUGCAGCACACCCUGCUGCCAGCCCAGCUGUUGUGAAACCACCUGCUGCAGGACAACCUUCUGUAAACCAACCUGUGAGACCAGCUACUGCUGCCAGCCCUGCUGCCAACCCAUCUGCGGCAAAUCCAUCUGCUGCAUGACCAGCUGCUGUAAGCCCACCUGUGUGAUCCCCUGCUGCCAACCCAACUGCCAGCCCAGCUGCUGCAAAACCAUCUGCUGCAGAAACACCUGCUGUAAGCCAACCUGUGUGGCCAGCUGCUGCUGUACACCCAGCUGCCAGCCCAGCUGCUGUGAAACUGCCUGCUGUAAGACCAUCUGCUAUAAACCAACCUGUGUGACCAGCUGCUGCCAGCCAUGCUGCCAACCAAGUUGCUGUGAGUCCAGCUGCUGCCAGCCUAGCUGCCAACCCAGCUGUUGUGAAUCCAGCUGCUGCCAGCCCUGCUGCUGUGAGUCCAGCUGCUGCCAGCCUAGCUGCUGCCCAACCUGCUAUGAAACCACCUGCUACUAGACCACCUCCUUUAAACCUACUUAG